CCACAUGAAGUUAACCCUAGGCAAUAUAAUAAAAAUAGCAUUUCAAGGAAAACAAAAAAGCCGCAGUUGCCUCUGGUGAACAACCAUCACUGUUGAAACCAUGUCCAUGUCUCUGGACUCUCAUAUAGAGAAGGUUCUUUGGACCCAAGAUCAGAUUCUGGACCGAGUAGCCCAGAUCGCUUCUCAAAUUACCCUUGAUUUUAAAGCUGCUCCCGACCCACCCCUCUUUGUAGGAGUCGCCAAUGGUGCGUUCUUGUUCUUGGCUGAUCUUGUCAAGAGAGUCCAGUUCCCUCUCUUCGUUGACUUGGUUCGAGCUCAAUCUUAUGGCUCCGAUACUCUCUCUAAUGGAGCUCCUUCCAUUUCCCUUGAUUUGAAGCUCGAUGUGAAGGGAAAACACGUCAUUCUCGUUGAAGAUAUUGUAGAUACAGGAUGCACUUUAUCCUGUCUAAUCGAACACUUGGAAGCAAAAGGAGUGUCCUCCGUAUCAAUUUGUGCUUUUCUUGAUAAACCUACGAGAAGGAAGGUCCAUAUCAAGCUAGUUGGUGAUGGAAAGUUCUACAAGGGAUUUGAGUGUCCGGAUUAUUUUGUUGUAGGUUAUGGAAUGGACUUUGCAGAACUAUAUAGGAACUUGCCUUAUAUUGGUGUCUUGAAGUCCGAAUUCUACAAGUGAUUUGAUUUAUCCCUGGCAGUUUUAGUAAGGAAAAAGAGCAUAAAUGUAGAGAAUGAAUGAGGCCAAGCAUGAAGUAAAGGUAGCAUCAAGCAAAUGGAAAUUCCCUGCUGCUCUAAAGUGCUAAGAAAUAUGGGGGAAAAGGGUUGUGAAAAUUGGCGUAGUAAUAAUAAUGGAAUUGUGUUGAAAUCAAGUCUUAGUUAUCGUCCAUUUGCAAGGAUACUUGGCCUUUCCUAUAUAUCAGAAGGCCAGUAUCUCAUCUCUUAUAUAAUAUUUAAAAAAACUUUUCACCUUUUUCUAACUGUCA
This is a messenger RNA of Gossypium raimondii (Peruvian cotton), 974 nucleotides long. RefSeq lists its product as uncharacterized. The record is from RefSeq and is a predicted model, not a curated record. Gene Ontology annotation, molecular function: hypoxanthine phosphoribosyltransferase activity; magnesium ion binding. NCBI's taxonomy places the organism in Eukaryota, Viridiplantae, Streptophyta, Magnoliopsida, Malvales, Malvaceae. The transcript has 4 exons. Gene Ontology annotation, biological process: hypoxanthine metabolic process; purine ribonucleoside salvage; GMP salvage. The coding region runs from base 101 to 670 and encodes 189 amino acids.